Odontomachus brunneus is the source of this 1157-nucleotide messenger RNA. RefSeq names its product peroxisomal membrane protein 11C (gene Pex11c). Gene Ontology annotation, biological process: peroxisome fission. Gene Ontology annotation, cellular component: peroxisomal membrane. The transcript is spliced from 5 exons. The record is from RefSeq and is a predicted model, not a curated record. The coding region runs from base 261 to 974 and encodes 237 amino acids. NCBI's taxonomy places the organism in Eukaryota, Metazoa, Arthropoda, Insecta, Hymenoptera, Formicidae.
CAUUCCGUUUCUGUUUAACGUUCAAUGAGAAACAAGGAUAAGAUGAUACUCGCCGUAAACAUAAUCGCCAAGUGGAAUUUACCCUUUGUGACUUCUUGUAACUCGUUCUGAGCUCCAAUAGUUUUAGAUUAUUAUUAAACUAGGUUAGGCUAGUAUGCUAAUAUUUAAGCAAUUUAAGUAUCUUACAUACAUUCCAUUAUUACAUAAAGGGAGAACUGCGUGUUUUCUUGAUAUCUUAAGCAACCUUACCAUCUUCAAAUAUGAACGAGACUAUGAAAUAUGUUAUCCAUAUGGCAGAUUAUUUGGACACAUAUUCUGGCAGAGAUAAAAUGUUAAAAACCCUGUCAUAUACAGCAAAACUUCUCACUAUAAGCACUUCAUCCAAGAGUACUCAAAAGAAACUUAAAGAUAUUGGAAGUGAAAUGAGUGAAGGUAGAAUGUUACUGCGCCUGUUGGAUGACUUUUCUGCAUUACGUUCCGUUAUAAAAUAUGGAUGGGGAAAAGAGGAACCUGAUAGCUUAAUCAGAUGGGCUCAAGUGUUGCAAAAUACAGUGGACAUAAUCUAUUGUGCUAUAGAACAUAUUUAUUGGGCUGGUAUACGUGACAUUGUUUUAAUCAAUAUCAAUAAGUGGAGUUUAGCUACAACUUUAUUCUGGAUACUAAGCAUACAUCUAUCAUUAUUAAAGACAAUGAGAAAAAUUAGAUAUCUUCAAAUAUGCAAAAUAAAUUUGGAGAAUAGUUAUCAACCCGACGGAUUGAAAUUGAGAGAAGUCACCAGGAAACGUAAUUUCGAAGUAUUAACGUGUACACGCUUAUUGCUGGAUCUUGGUUAUGCAGUUCAUUACUUACCAACAGGUGUACUUUGGGGAGAAUGCUUACAGACUUGGCAUGUAGGAGCACUUGGUACAAUGUCUGCAUUAAUCGCGAUUUAUCAAGCUCUUAAAAACCGCAUAGAAGCAAAGAAACUUUCCUAACGAUAUGUAUAUUUUUUUGUUACCUUAAUUGACAAACAAUAAGAGGUUUGUAUUAUUAUAUACUGUGUAUAUAAUAAUAAGAUACAUACAAUGAAAGAGAAAGAAAUAUAUACAUGCUUUAUAUAUAAAGAAACAAUAUUUUAACAAUAUUUUAAAACAAUAUUUUAAAGAAACAAAUAUUUC